UCAAGUGAUCCGUCAGCUGGAGGAAGGAGCGGGAUUGAACCCCGCUCCAGCUUGUUAGAAAGUUUUGCUCUUUGCCAUUCCGGUUAUCUCCCCGACUGCGAGCGAGAGGAAGAGCGUCACCGGGCGGGGCUGUUCAGUCGCAGUUUGUGCAAUUCCGACAAGGGGACUCGAUCGGCGAUCUCACAGUCGGAUGCGCCUUCCGUUCGCUGGGACCGAUACACGCACAAGGCAUCUUAAAGGGCGUCGGGAGCUUCCCUAUCUCACACAUGGAUAGGAGCAAAGAUUCUACCACGCACCUCCACACUAGGGGCAAUUUACAGUGGGCAAUUAACCUACCAACCUGCACUGCUUUGGGAUGUUGGAGGAAACCAGAGAACUCUGAGGAAACCCAAGCGGUCACAGGGCGAACGUGCAAACUUCACACAUACGGCAUCCAAGCACUGGAUCAGCUCCUCACAGAACUCGAGACCUUUUUAAAGUUACUGGACAACGAAAACCUCAGCCUCACAGCCUUAGCAAAAAAAUGUGUCUUAUCCGAGCUCCUUCAUACUAUCGUCACUUCUUCAGCUGGCGAAGAGGAGUAUAUUUACAUGAACAAGGUUCUACUAGAAGAAACAGCAGCAACUGAGAAGAAAGUAUUGGAGAAAGGACCAGAUCGUGGUAAUAUACCCAAUGGAAUAGAUUUAGGAAAGAUCACACCUGCACCUCAGAAGAGUUUGCCUGAGCUUCCACCUGCAAAAACUGUAGCAGAGAGAGAGCCAUUCCCUUUGGGCAGAGCUGAUCCUGUUGAAGGACACUAUGAGGAGGCUGAACCGUAUGACACUGUUAAUAUUGAUGAGGCUGAAGCGGUUAGUAGCUCCUAUGAAUCCUAUGAUGAGGAAGAGAAUACCAAAGGGAAAUCAAUGACCCAUCAGUGGCCUUCUCCAGAAGCUUCCAUUGAGCUGAUGAAAGAUGCCCGGAUUUGUGCUUUCCUCUGGCGAAAGAAAUGGCUGGGACAGUGGGCCAAACAACUGUGCGUCAUCAAGGAAUGCAAGCUUCUGUGUUACAAAAGUUCAAAGGAUCAGAAUCCUCAGCUGGAUGUCAGUCUGAUUGGAUGCAACAUUGUAUAUAAAGAGAAACAAGUCAAAAAGAAAGAACAUACCUUGAAGAUCACGCCAGUCAAUUCAGAUGUAAUCGUGCUGGGUCUCCAAAGCAAGGAACAGGCAGAUCAGUGGUUAAAGGUGAUUCAAGAAAUCAGCAACAUUCAAGGUGAAACUUUUCCUGAUGGAAAUCUUGUAUCCGUGGAGUGUUCCCGCAGUCAUGGCCAAAGGCUGGAUUCUACCGAACGGUACUCAGGGGCAUCGGAGAGUGGGAACAGUACUGACGGUGGAUCUGUCCAUGAAGUUAAUGACAGCAAGGAUGUGAAAAAGAAACCGGGCAUUGGCGAUCUUAAAAAUGCUGGUCUGAAGCUGAGUAGCUUUAUGAAUCUUGGGAAGAAGAAACCCAUCUCGGUGGAGAUUCCCAUUAAUAAUAAGAAGAAUGUAGAAGCGUCAGGGUAUCUGAAUGUUUUUAUGAACAGCCAGUGGCGCACACGAUGGUGUCAAGUGAAGAAUGGACUUAUUUAUUUCUACCAAGACAAAAGCAAAAACAAAUCAGUUCAGCAACCGCUGAACCUGGAAGGCUGUGAGGUUAUUCCUGACUCUAGUCCAGAGCAUUUAUAUUCUUUCCGCAUUCUACACGAUGGCGAGGAAGUAGCUUCUCUGGAGGCUAAGUCUUCAGAAGAGAUGGGUUACUGGCUGGGCCUUCUGCUAGCAGAAUCGGGAUCCAAGGCUGACCCGGAAGAGUUUGCUUAUGACUAUGUAGAUGCUGACCGUGUGUCUUGUAUAGUACAUGCAGCUAAGCAUUCUUUAUAUUUACUACAGCGGAGAUAUUCAGAACCAAACACGUACGUAGAUGAAUUACCUGCUGUACAGAACCAAUCAGAAGACUUGUAUGAUGAUGUGGAUGUACCUGAAUCUGUGGAAGACAAAGCUAAUGAGGAACAAAGCUUUGGUGAAGAUCAAGCAAAAGUUUAUUUGGACCUUACUCCUGUAAAGUCUUUCCUCCACUCAAGUAACAACAACGCACCCUCCAAUGGGCAACAAAACGCAUCAAGCCAGGACAAUGGAAAGGGAGCUUCAAACCUUUCACAAGUAAACAUCAAGGACACAGCUGGUGAUUCCGAUUCUGGAAUCAUUACAAAGCCAACAGAGAGUAGUACUAAGAUCUCUCAAGUGAAAGCAGACUUUGAAGAGAAAGCCGCAAAUGCUGCUAGCAAACCCCCCAGCAGUCAGAAGGUCGCGGCAUCCCGGGGCGAACAGAGCAAAAACAUCACACAAGCAACGAGUCAACCAGCAAAGCCUGUCACAGAGUGUGUCGAAAAGCAGAAGCUGGGCACAACAGUAUCAAUUGAAACCAAAUUUGGAAAGAAUCGAACUGAGGCUGAUCUUAAAAAAUAUGUUGAAGAGAAAGAAAACCUGGAGAAGGAGAAAGAGCAGCUUCGGAAUGAACUGAUGUUGCUAAGGAAACAGAAGAGGGAGUUGAAGGAUGUAAUAGCAGUUUGCAAAGAUAAGCAGGUGCUUUGCACUCAGGAGGAAAGGCUGCGUCAGAUUGAAGAGGAAUGCAAAUCGAAGGAGAACAGGAGGGUGGACCUGGAACUGAAACUGGUAUCAGUGAAGGAAAGCUUGAAGAAAGCAGAGUCAGGACCAGUGACAUUGGGAACCACUGUGGACACCAGUCAUUUUGACAAUCUAACCUCAAAUGCUAAGCCGACCACUGUGACCAAUAGUGCUGACAACUCACCCGUCAACUCUGCGGCCUCACUAAAGAACAGACCUUUAUCAAUUAUGCAAUCUGGAAAAGGGACUGUCCUACAAAAAGCAAAGGAGUGGGAAAAGAAAGCUACCAGCUAGAAAAUAAUUUUGAAGUCAAAUGGACUAUGAUAACAAAAAACUAGCCUUUGGAACAGAGAGCUAUUUUUGUCCAUCUAUUCAUGGAAGGCAUUUUGUAGAAAGCCACUAUUACUUGGCACAAUUCUUCAUAAAAGAAAACUUCUACUGCCUCGAUCAUCAACAGGAACUCACAUACUAAUAUCAUGGACCCUUAAUACAAAGCAUUUUCAAGGUUCUUAAUUUCACCUCUGGAAGUUGUAUGUAAGAAAACUGAGAGCAACUUCUAUCAGAGCUUACUGAUUAACUGUCUUAAGUCAUUCCAUGCAGCAGAUAUCCAAUGGAUGUUUUUUCUUUUUGGUGCUUACAGGUUGUACGACAUAAGGAAUAUUUCUCUUGCAAGUUAAAAUAUCCUGUUUAUUAAGGUAUUAUUACAUAUAGAUGCCAUGAGAAAUGUGACUGUUGAGUAACAUGAAAGAUGGUGAUGAGAGCAUCCCACAUUAUUUCUGAAUAUUAUUGGAUACUUUGGUGUGAUGGUUAUGCCAUUUGAUCAAAAAGCCUGGACUGGUUGGAUCAGCAAAUGAGUUCAAAUCCUCCCAGGAAGGGCUGAGAAAUUAAUUCAAGUAAUUAAUCAGUUGUAGUGGUGAUGAAACAGGUUGAUUGUAUCAUAAGAGGGAGCUGGUCCAUUGAUUUUAUUUAGGAAAGGAAAUAUGUCAACAUUAUCUUGCUUGUGGUAACUCUGCAUCUACACGGCAACACUAACCUGCCUCAGGGAAUGGCCUAAGAAGGCACACGGUUUGAGGACAAUUAGGUUCUAUGUAAUGAAAUCUGACCUUGCUGUUCAUAUCCAGCAAAUUAAAGAAAUUGAGAAUAAGUCAGAAUUCAGAUACCAAACUGGUGUUUUGGUUCCAAUCUUAUUUGGUUUUCCAGGCGGUCUGCAUUUUCUGAAAGCUGGCAGGUGUGGAGUACAUUGUGGUGUGUACUCUUAUUAAGUGGUUGAUAACAAGAAUAACAUAGAAGUCAGUGGUAGAGAAGUUACCAUUUUUUAUUGAUCAAAUGGAGCAUUUUUUGGAUGCUUCUGGCAUAUACAAUGAGUGGGAAUGACAAAUGUUUUCUUUAACAAGAAACUUUCACUCAGGCCAGCCAAAAUUAAUAAAAAUGACAUUUUAAUUAAAGAAAAGCAGCUUCCAUUUCCUGCCAUCUUAAUACUCCUCAGACAACUGGAUCUCCAGCAAAAAUAUCUCUCAUCAACUCCAUUUAUAAUCAGUCAUUCCUGGCAUGCAGUCCUGAAAUUCUUGAUGGCAUGGCACCUUUUAAAACAAUUUUGUUUUUUUUUCUGUCUUUUGCAUCAUUGUAAAUACAUUUACUUACCUGUGAACAGUUACAAGCACAUGGUUGUCAUAGCAACAAUGGAAAUAUGAAGGGAGAAGUACUUAUGUCAGAUUUCUUGAAAUAAAUAUUUCCCCAUAAUGUAA
This is a messenger RNA of Hypanus sabinus (Atlantic stingray), 4381 nucleotides long. RefSeq names its product actin filament associated protein 1-like 2 (gene afap1l2). The record is from RefSeq and is a predicted model, not a curated record. Gene Ontology annotation, cellular component: cytosol. Bases 267 to 2930 code for a protein of 887 amino acids. Gene Ontology annotation, biological process: positive regulation of interleukin-8 production; positive regulation of epidermal growth factor receptor signaling pathway; regulation of mitotic cell cycle. Lineage: Eukaryota; Metazoa; Chordata; Chondrichthyes; Myliobatiformes; Dasyatidae. Gene Ontology annotation, molecular function: SH2 domain binding; SH3 domain binding. The transcript has 20 exons.